Messenger RNA from Podospora bellae-mahoneyi, 429 nucleotides. RefSeq lists its product as uncharacterized. The transcript has 2 exons. The record is from RefSeq and is a predicted model, not a curated record. The coding region runs from base 1 to 429 and encodes 142 amino acids. NCBI's taxonomy places the organism in Eukaryota, Fungi, Ascomycota, Sordariomycetes, Sordariales, Podosporaceae.
AUGGGAAAGCGCGGGGAGCAGUACUACGGCAGAGAGAAGGAGGAGAUGUGGUACAACAAGGAGAAGCAUCGCGAGAGUGAAAAGCCCAACGGCAAAGAGAAAGCUGGGCCUUCCAGCACCGAGGAUCCGUAUGCCCUCCUAGCAUGUUUCAACACGGCCUUUCUCAUCGACGACUCCGGUUCUAUGAUGGGCUCACGCUGGAAAGAAGUCCACAAUGUCCUCAAAGAACUCGCACCGAUCUGCACAGCUUAUGAUUCCAGUGGUGUAGACCUUUACUUUCUGAAUGCAAGGCAUUGGGAUCGUAGAAAGCAUUGGGAUUAUCGGCCCAAAGACUACCGUGGUAUCAAGGAUGGCCAUCGAAUCCUAGAGAUUAUCAAUACCGAGAUUCAGCCCCAGUCCGGCACUCCUUACCGGCGCUCGCAUCAGUGA